This is a messenger RNA of Thunnus maccoyii (southern bluefin tuna), 2415 nucleotides long. RefSeq names its product notochord homeobox (gene noto). Gene Ontology annotation, molecular function: DNA binding; DNA-binding transcription factor activity, RNA polymerase II-specific. The transcript has 8 exons. The coding region runs from base 1454 to 2362 and encodes 302 amino acids. Gene Ontology annotation, biological process: regulation of DNA-templated transcription; neuron differentiation; central nervous system development. Lineage: Eukaryota; Metazoa; Chordata; Actinopteri; Scombriformes; Scombridae. The record is from RefSeq and is a predicted model, not a curated record.
CGGGCUGUAACACAGCAGGUGGAGCUGGGAAGGAACAACAAGGAGCCAGUCAGCAGGGGCUCAGCAACUGUAAACAAGCUGUCCUGUGCAGAGGUACGAGCACAGGCCUGUGACUCCGGGCUCCCCACCCCACAUCUGAAAAGAAGAGACAAAAGGAGGGAGAAAGACGGCUUUUAGAUACAUGACCAGGGAUUUACAUCAUAUAAAGGAGACCGACGCUUUGAUCUGCUCACUGGAGGCUCUGAUUGUCUUGUGCUCAUGGACGCACACAAGAGACUACAGCUAAGGUGGGACGACUGUAAACCUCCAUCACUGGGGAUACAACAAACCUCAGGUGUUUCAGUUGUAACUUCAGGUCCAAUCAGGCUCAUUACUGCUGCUGAAAUAAGACUCAACCACACAUGUAUCAGCCCACAACAGAGACUGGAUGUGUAUUGGAGCCAGACAGACCAUACCUGGCCUUUUUACCAGACUCCCAUUCAUAGUCAAGGUGAGGGCCAAGGCCCAGCAGGUCCCUGUAAUGACCCCUCAGUCCCAGCAGCAAGGUGACAGAGGCAGGCCGUUCUGGAUCGUUCUGUAAAUGGCUUCAUAAACUCAUUAGCGAUGGAUGUGCGUGGACAGGAAAGGCUGAGAUUACAGUGCCUGUUAAAUGUGUCGGGCAGGAAUCAACCAGAGGCCUUUCCCAGUCAGAGAGACUACAUUCAAAGGAUGGAUCAACCUGUGGAUUAACGCAGUGACUUAGAUUAGUGGAGUUGCAGUUGGUAAAACCAGCAGCACCAUUCUGUCACCACACCCGACCCGCUGAAUUUGACGCCUCAAUUACGCAGGGCAGUUAUUCAAUUUUAAGAGCGACACCGCUGCUGUUAAAAGACACACUUUGGAAACAGAGCGCAUUCAUUUUAUACAGGAAAAACAUUAUGGACUGUUUACAUACAGGAGUGAUUCUUCAUUCGCAACUAGUUGAGACAAAUACAAGUUAAAGCACUGAAUAUGCCUAAAUUGGACAAAAUGUUUUGGGGAAAAAAAAUAAGCAGACACAAAGGAGUCAAACUAAAUCAACACAGUAGAGUCUCUGUAAAUUGUAGUUUGAAGUCGGCCUCCAAUUGUGAAGCUACUUGUCACGCUGCUUAAAGCAUCUGUCGGCCAGGCAGGACUUAAAGGGUCCAAAUAAGAUGAUUUGGUAACAUCAAGGCUUUCCCAGCGGUAAUGAUUACAUUUGGACUUAAGAUCCUUGCAAGAAUUUGUAGCCCAGUAAAUCUCCGAGUUCCCUGCCCCCACGACUCUUCAAAAGCCUUGUCAUUCAAAGGGUUAGGAUGUUUGACAAUCCCAGCUUGUACUACUCCACCAAUUAAUUGGAUACGUUGUCGGGAUGUUCGUUUCUCUCAUCUGCUACUUAGAAAGACAAAGGAUCGAUGGGGGGCUGUUGACACCUCUGUGUCCGGCCAGAGUAUAAAUGAGGAGUCUCCGCAGAGGACCAGCAUUCACGUCUCUGCUGCACUUGGAGCAACAACUUGAUUCCCGCAAAGACCUUCGACAUCUUCUUUUUUCCACUUUUUUUAAAACAUCUGAGAGAAUGCAGGUACCGAACAGACCAGUCGGAGCUUAUGGAUACUCUGUGCGUAAUUACGCACCAGCAUCUCUGUACCCACAGUACCAGGGAAGCCAGUGCUUAUCUUCAACGAAGCCUCCCAGUGGAAAAUCUUUCACUAUUGAUGCUUUGCUCGCCAAGCCGGACGACUCAACCAGCGGCCGGACGAGUCCCACUCAGUGCGGAGUGAAAUAUCAACCAGCAGCACAGGUCCUCCCUCUCACCGGGCACAUGAGCUUACCGAUAGCACCAGCACCUUAUGUCUACUCACCAAACAUGUUGCACUCAGCGGUCCACACGCAACCUGGAUACUCUGUCUACUGUUGCCCGCCUUUCACCUACCAGUCAUCGUGCCGUGGAGCAUUUUACGCACAAGCUUCGAUGUCCAAAGUCAACGCAGGCCUUCAUUCGUUCAAAACCAAAGGUGGGAAGUCCAAACGGAUGCGCACCAGUUUCACCAGCGAGCAGCUGUCCCGGCUGGAGAAGGAGUUCGCACGGCAGCAGUACAUGGUCGGAUCGGAGAGGUUCCUCCUUGCCUCUGCUCUACAGCUGACAGAAGCUCAGGUCAAAGUCUGGUUCCAGAACCGACGCAUCAAGUGGCGCAAACAGAGUCUGGAGCAGCAGCAGGCCAAGCUGGCCAAACUGGGCCUGGCUGCUCCACCUAAAAGCCCCGGGUCCCAAGGCCACAGAGAUGAAGGCGAUGACGAUGAGGAGUUCUCCGACUCAUCAGACGUGGAUAUCGACGUGUCUGAUGACUCCACUGACCACUGUUGAUCAACAGCAUCACUGGACUUUUUGAAAAGACAUUUUGUACAUACAGCUGAGAA